AUGCUGUUGCGGCUGCCACGAUUCUGUAGUGCUUCGGAAAUGUUCGCCGUGGCCCAGAUUCUAGGCUACCUAAGAAGAGCGAACACAGUUUACAAAUCCACCGAUGAUGAGCAAGGUGUGCAAUAUUCUGUCAGUAAAGCAAAUGCAGCUUCUGAUGGUCUACAUCUGCACUUUUUAAAGGCAAGGAACGCCUGGUUCGAAAAGGCUUUGGAUGAUGCAAAAAAUACCGAAUCAUCAGAAAGACUUUUGCGGCGAAUAGUAGAGCUGCAUAGGAUACACCUUUUCAAUGUGCUAACCCAACACAAAUCGAUAUUCCUAUCCGAUGCGCAGGAGUCGAAAAUACGAGAUGAUGAACUCAAUGGCACUAGUGCUUUGUCUUGUUGGCUGAAACAGAAGGUGGAGACAUUGGCGCAAUUAUUAAAUCAAGACUUGUUAAAAGAAGACGAAUCCAGUUUUGAAUCUUUACUGAACCAAUGCAUGUACCUAUGUUUGUCGUUCGGCAGAGUAGGCGCUGAUAUGCGUUGUGUGCUCACACCAUUAUUUCGCAACAACGUACUAGUACAAUUUCACAGUGGAUUGGAUAAGGCAGAUAAUCAUUUUGAUAACCAAAUGAAGACAUAUAAAGUGCCGAGUAUUAAAAAUGUGCCUCGACCGGUGAGCGAAAAUACUGCAAUGGGCCCUCCGGAGAAUUUAUUGGAUUAUUAUCCUCUAGCAGAAUACUGCAAUGGUAUGCUGUCAGUAUUGAACUCUUUAAGAGUAACAGCGCCGCUGAAUAUUGUGAAAGAAGUUUACAACUCAUUUAGGAAAUCUUUAGAAAAAGCUGUUCAAGUAUUAAUGGCUUUUUACGUUAGAGAACAACAAGCAUUCACAGAUACAGAACGGCAAAAUUUCAUCGCUCUAUGUGUAUGUUUCACUGAAGACCUAGUCCCGUAUAUAACGAAGUGUUUAUCUCAAUCCUUUCCUUCAACGCAAGUUGCCGAGUUGCUGGGGGUGACACUCACUGUACUACAAGAGAGCAAGAUAUUACAUAUUGACCAAGUUACGAUAUGUGAACCUUUGAAUACCAUUACUGGAUUAGUUAUUAAUGUUUAAUUUGGACUCGUGGUUGUCUCUUUCUCACGUUUUAUUUUAUUUUACUCAUUAAUUACUUAAUUCAAAUCACGUCGUUCGCGACUACUCUUGAGUUUCUUUUUUUAAAGUUUAUUUUGAGAAUCACGUAGUAAAAGUUAACAGCGACUAUGUGAUGUUUUAAAUUAAAAAAAUGUAUAUGGACUCUUAGACUAUAGAAAGUUAAUAAAAAUAUAUCUUUUAAUGGUGUAUGACGUCAAGUCUAUUGAAUCAGUCCC
Hyposmocoma kahamanoa is the source of this 1346-nucleotide messenger RNA. RefSeq names its product conserved oligomeric Golgi complex subunit 8-like (gene Cog8). NCBI's taxonomy places the organism in Eukaryota, Metazoa, Arthropoda, Insecta, Lepidoptera, Cosmopterigidae. Bases 1 to 1092 code for a protein of 363 amino acids. Gene Ontology annotation, biological process: intra-Golgi vesicle-mediated transport. Gene Ontology annotation, cellular component: COG complex. The record is from RefSeq and is a predicted model, not a curated record. The transcript has 4 exons.